Neoarthrinium moseri is the source of this 1824-nucleotide messenger RNA. RefSeq lists its product as uncharacterized. Gene Ontology annotation, molecular function: oxidoreductase activity; 2 iron, 2 sulfur cluster binding; pyridoxal phosphate binding. The transcript is spliced from 6 exons. The record is from RefSeq and is a predicted model, not a curated record. Lineage: Eukaryota; Fungi; Ascomycota; Sordariomycetes; Amphisphaeriales; Apiosporaceae. Bases 1 to 1824 code for a protein of 607 amino acids.
AUGGCACCCGGCGCGGACAUUGACCUCGAUGCCCCUUUCAAGGAGGACAUCAUCCUCGAAGUCCGCAGGAGCAGGAUGAAGAUGAUGCCAGGGUUGACGAUUCAAUCGGGAAUCGACAAGACGAUUUGUGAAGAGAUGACCGAGUACCCGGAAGCAGCAUCCCGCUUCAAACCGGGCGGAUUUGGGGAGAACCUCGUCACGGCGUCGAUGAACGAGCGCAAUGUGUGCGUCGGAGACAUUAUCUCCGCGGGCGACCCCGACAGCGGCCUUCUCCUGCAGGUCUCCCUGCCGCGGCAGCCGUGCUUCAAGCUGAACCACCGCUUCCAUCUCAAGAACUUCGCGCCCAAGACCUACGCCGCUUCGCGGACGGGCUGGUACUACCGCGUGCUGCGGCCGGGGCCCCUCGAGGCGGGCAUGAGCAUCGCGCUCGUGGAGCGCAAACACCCCAAAUGGACCAUCGAGCGCCUGCAGGAGUACCUCCACCGGAACCAGACGGACGACGCCAUGAACGAGGAGCUGUCGCAGAUCGAGGAGCUGGGCCAGGAGGCCCGAGGAGCCUUCGUAAAGCGCGUCGCCAAAGCCAAAGCGGCAGCAAACAAGAAGCAGCAGCAGUCGAGUGAGUCCUGGGCCGACUACAAGCUGGUCGAGAAGACGCGGCAGACGGCGCGCAUCACGUCGUUCGUGCUGGAGCGGGUAGCGCCAGACCCGGACGCGCCGUCGUACCUGCUGGGGGCGCACGCGCGGCUGCGGCUGCCCGGCGGCCUGGUGCGGUCGUACUCGAUCGUGUCCGGGACGCCGAACCGGUUCGAGCUCGGCGUCGCGCUCGAGGACUCCAGCCGCGGCGGGUCGGCGUACCUGCACGGCACUGCCGCGGUGGGCGACGUGCUGCCCGUGGCGGCCUCCAUCACGUCGGCGAUCGCGCCGGCCGGCAAGGCGAGCGCGCACGUCUUCAUCGCGGGCGGCGUGGGCAUCACGGCUUUCAUGGCGCUGCUGGACAUGUACCGCAAGAUCCACUGGGACUCGGUAGUGCACUACGCGGUGCGGUCCAAGGACGACGUGCCGUUCGCGGAGCGGCUGGCGGCGCUGACGGGGCCAGCCCCGGCGGCCGCCGACAAGUCCAAGGGCACGGCGGCGACGGAGGAUGAAGGAGAAGCGUCGUCGGUGAAGAUCGUGUACUACGACAAGGCGCAGGGGCAGCGGCUGGACAUCGCGCAGGUGAUGAGCUCGCUGCCGUGGAACAGCCAGGUGUAUGUGUGCGGGCCGCCAGGGAUGAUGGCCGAGGCGCAGCGGGCGGCGGGCAGCGCCGGGCUGGGCGAGGACGAGGUGCACUACGAGGCGUUCGCGGCCGACACGGGCGGGGACCCGUUCGAGGUCGUGGUCGCCAACCGGGGCGGCCAGCAGACGCCGGCGCCGGUGCUGCAGGUGGGCGGCGAGGAGACGCUGCUCGAGGCGCUGCGGCGGCACUUUGGCGCCGACGACAGCGCCAUCGCGAGCAGCUGUGAGGUGGGCAACUGCGGGACGUGCAAGGUGGUGCUGAAGAGCGGGCGCGUCGACCACCGGGGCACGGCGCUGAUGGAGAAUGAGAAGAAGGACGGGAUGCUGAGUUGUUGGGGUUUGACGUCCCUCAUGUUCUCCUUCGACCAGACUUCCCCCGAAUACGGAUGCGCUGACAAAGCUGGGCCCCGAGAUACUGUUGACCAGGCUCGUGGCGCUGUCUACGUGGCCACCAUGGACGGGGUUAGAGCGGAGGCUCUUCGUCGGCGAGGAGGAGGACGACAAGUCCGGUUCGUGCAUACGUGGAAACGCCUCACAGUCGGGUGGUGA